Molecule: messenger RNA, 2088 nt
Organism: Ipomoea triloba (trilobed morning glory)
Lineage: Eukaryota; Viridiplantae; Streptophyta; Magnoliopsida; Solanales; Convolvulaceae
Product: pyruvate kinase isozyme G, chloroplastic
Exons: 12
Coding region: 230-1927 (565 amino acids)
Biological process (GO): glycolytic process
Cellular component (GO): chloroplast stroma; cytoplasm
Molecular function (GO): potassium ion binding; pyruvate kinase activity; magnesium ion binding
Source: RefSeq, a predicted model, not a curated record
GUCUUCUCUGCAUUUCUGUUGUGCCUCCAUUGCGAUUCCCUAACCGCCACUUCUUCUUCUUCUUCUCCCUUCCUUCCUCGUUUUUAACUACACACAGACUACACUAUCACCUCCAUAAUAACUACUCUCUCGCGCUCUCUCUCUCUCUCUUACAGCAAUAUAUCUGCACUGCUACAACUACUAGAGGCUUACUCUGUUUGUUGUCUCCUCCUUUUCUUCUGUGUUUGCAAUGUCGACUAUCAACCUUCCCACCGGAUUAUACACCUUGAAGUCCGACUCUACUCGUUCCUACGAUCGCCUCUCAUCGACCAAAAGCUUCGCCGAUUCUCAUUCGUUCUUCUUCUCCGAUUCCGUCGUCAGGAAACGAGCUCCGAUUCGGAACCAAAUUCAGGCCGUGCAAAUUGAUGGCGUAAAUUCCAAUGCUAAUGUUAACAUCUCCAUCCUCGACGGUUCUGCGUCCUCUUCUAGUGAUCAAGUUUUAAGGUCAGGGGAUGUGCAUCUGAAUCAUCAAAGGAAAACAAAGAUAGUUUGCACUAUUGGUCCCUCAACAAGUUCACGUGAGAUGAUAUGGAAACUGGCAGAUGCUGGAAUGAAUGUUGCACGUCUAAAUAUGUCCCAUGGAGACCAUGCAUCACAUCAGAGAACCAUUGACCUGGUUAAAGAAUAUAAUGCUAAAUUUGAUGACAAGGCUAUUGCUAUAAUGCUGGACACAAAGGGACCUGAAGUCAGGAGCGGAGAUGUGGCAAAACCAAUUCUUCUUAAGGAGGGUCAAGAGUUCAAUUUCACCAUAAAGAGAGGUGUGAGCACAGAUAACACAGUUAGUGUGAAUUAUGAUGAUUUCAUAAAUGAUGUGGAUGUUGGUGAUAUACUUCUAGUUGAUGGUGGAAUGAUGUCAUUAGCUGUGAAAUCAAAGACAGAGGACUUGGUUGGAUGUGAAGUCAUUGAUGGUGGAGAGCUAAAGUCGAGACGACAUUUAAAUGUACGUGGGAAAAGUGCGACUUUGCCUUCAAUAACAGAAAAAGACUGGGAAGAUAUCAAGUUUGGGGUGGAGAAUCAAGUUGAUUUUUAUGCUGUUUCUUUUGUGAAGGAUGCUGAUGUGGUCCAUGAGUUAAAAGAUUAUCUAAAAAGCUGCAAUGCUGAUAUUCAUGUGAUUGUAAAAAUUGAAAGUGCUGACUCUAUACCAAAUCUGCACAGUAUCCUUUCUGCUUCAGAUGGGGCAAUGGUUGCCCGUGGUGACCUUGGUGCUGAGCUCCCAAUAGAGGAUGUCCCUUUGCUGCAGGAAGACAUCAUUAAAAGGUGUCGCUGCAUGCAAAAGCCAGUUAUAGUAGCAACAAAUAUGCUUGAAAGCAUGAUUGAUCACCCAACUCCUACUAGAGCUGAAGUUUCUGACAUUGCAAUUGCGGUGCGUGAAGGUGCCGAUGCAAUAAUGCUUUCUGGAGAAACUGCCCAUGGAAAGUACCCGCUGAAGGCUGUGAAUGUAAUGCACACUGUAGCAUUGAGGACUGAAUCAACUCUACCAACAAGAGCUUCUCCAGAGCAAUCUGCUUUCCGCAAGAGCCAUAUGGGUGAGAUGUUUGCUUUCCACUCGAGCACAAUGGCUAAUACACUUGAUACGCCUAUUAUGGUCUUUACAAGAACUGGUUCUAUGGCUGUAAUUUUAAGCCAUUAUCGGCCAUACUCAACAAUUUUUGCUUUCACAAACAACGAAAGGUUGAAGCAGCGCCUUGCUCUCUAUCAGGGUGUCAUGCCUAUAUAUAUGGAGUUUUCAAAUGAUGCAGAGGAGACCUUCUCUCGAGCUUUGAAGCUUUUAUUGAGUAAGGGCCUUGUGAAUGAAGGACAGUUUGUCACCCUUGUUCAGAGUGGCGCACAACCAAUCUGGCGUAGAGAAUCUACUCACCAUAUACAAGUUCGCAAAGUUCAAAGUUGAUAAAUGUUUUUUUUUUUUAUUUUUAAAUUAAAAAUGAAACAGGGAAAUUUCGGACUUAAGUUUGUUUUUUCUCCUAGUUCCCAUUUUAUGAAUAUGGAUGAAUUUUCAGAGUGGGAAGGAUUUUUUGGUGUGAAAUUAUUUGAAGAAAUUAGUUUUAUUUA